UCGUUGUCAAGAGUGGAUCGAAUGAAUUUUUCUCUGACAGUCUCAAAAAAGCUGUUCUGUGUUGUAUGUUGUACUUCGUAAGUCAGUCACAUUGAAUCGCUCAGACAGUUUUGAAUGUUAAUUAUCACGUUUAAAUCAGUGGAUUUUUACUUUUUUACACAAAUAUAAUUUUUUUUAUUCAUCAUUAAAUACAGCUUUGGAGAAGCAAUACAUAAAUAAUACUUUAUAAGAGAAUCUGUGGAACGUGUAUUAUAUAAAAUAAUAAGAAAUCAAGUGCUGUGUUGUGAAAUAUUUACUGAGAAAAAAAGAAGAUAAUUAAUUUCUCAAAAAAAUAGAUAAAAGAAAAAGAAGUGAAAAAAGAAAAAAAUAUUUUUGAAGCAGAAAAACAAAAACUCGAGACACGCAAACUUUCUCAAGUGGUGAAAGGAACGGCAUCCGAAGGAACAGAAACGAGUGGAAAGAAGGAUUAAAGAAGGCAAACGAUAUCUAACAAUGGGAAAACUUUUGAGCAGUCUGCAGCUGCAGACAUUUUUAAUAUUGUGGAUAAUCUACAUUGUGAAUGGAGCACCGUAUUCAAAAUAUGGUAGAACGUGCAAAGAUAUUGGAUGUUUGCCACGUGAAACUUGUGUGAUGUCAUAUGAUACCUGCUCAUUUAAUCAACAAGAAGGAACAAAUUGUGGUCGCUAUCCGACGUGCCAGAAGAGAACAGAUAUGCAAACGCCACAACAAAAUACAAAUACAGGUCCGAUAUUAUUGAAUCCAUCACCUGAUAACACACGUAAUUCAAAACCAGACUAUGUGGCAGCACGUGAUCCAAUAAAUCCUAAUAAUGUCUUCGGCUGGCCAAGCAAUCCAAACAUUUAUCCACAAAUGCCUGCACCCCAAAUUCCUUUAGAUAUCCCACGACUUCCUGACAAUCGUCAACCUUUCCCGGCCAUGCCAAAUCCAAAUGGUGGACUGGUUUAUAAUAAUCCUCCUUAUCAUCCUGACUUAACACCACCACCUAAUAUUGGAUUUGAUUUUCGCUUUCCCCGAACAACUGCUAAUCCCAAAUUUAUUGAUAAAUUCUUCAACAGCAAACAACAGCGAAACUCAUCAACAAUCAACAAUGCAAAUCUCAAUCUAACGCUUCUCGGCUCAUUAUUUUUGUUAAUUUAUAGCAUUAGCAAUAAUUUCAAAUGCUAAAUUGAGUUUGAAUUUUCCCUUUUUUUUUUCGUUUAUGAAACGAAAAAUAAUAAUAUUAUUUUUGAUACAUUUUAGUGAAUCGAAAUGAAUAAAAAGAGAAAAAAAAAAUUUAAAUUCAGAAAGGGGUUGUUCGUAAAUGAUGUCUUUUUUUCAUUUUAAAGUUUUAGACCUCAUCUUUUAUAUUUUUCCCAAAAAAUUAAUAUACAUCCCUUUUAAAUUGAAGACGUCAUUAAUGAAUAGCUCCACAAUAGUAGAGAUGUAAGGGUUGGAUGAUAAUCAUCAUCGCAUUUAAAGUCAAAGACUUGAAAAAUCAUUUCUACCCAUUUUUAAAGAAAGAAUAGAAAAUUGUAAUAAAACGUUAUGAGAGCCAUAAUUUUUUUUUAUCUUUUCCUUUGAUAUCUGAUAUCUGAAUUCGAUUAUGAUUGUAUUAAAUGAGUAUGAAUAUAUAAUAUUGUACAUAAUGAUGGAAUAAAGAGAAAAAGGUUUAAAAAAAAUAAUAACAAUUUAUUUGUAAGGGUCUGAUGUUUUGAUAAUAAAAUAACUUAAUAAACCGUGGCAUGGUUGAGCAACUUAAAUAUUAGCCUCAUGACUGUCAUGUAGCUUAAUAAAGGUGGUCAUUUAUGAAUUUUUUUUCAUCCAUGUGACUAAUGUUGCCCAAAUAAUGUCGUACAGAUGUUUUUUAUGGGCAAUUUUGAAUGGUUUUGACAGAUAUGAGCAUUUUAUCUGGUGUUGGGAUCAUAAAAUAUCCAACUUACCAAAAGUAUCAAAAUUGAUGUCGUUAAAAUAUUUAUGGCAAUUUAACUUACCUAUUUUGCGGAUUUACAAGUCGGAAUGAGAUUUAAUUUGUAUGCUUAAUCACUUUUUAAAUUGAAUUGAUUUUUCACUUAACAACGGUUUUAUAAGAUUCAAAUUUCUGAAUCACUGUUAAUCACUUUUAAAUAUGGUUGCGAUACAGGCACCUGAACAUAGAUGAGAUACGUACAAUUGCUUAAUAAUUUAUAAGGUUUUCAAAUAAAACUAUGCAAAUUCUAAUAAAACCUCUUAAAUGAUCAAAAAAUCGUACGGUUCUCACCUUUGCACAUGUUCACUUCUCAAAAUUGUCACAACUUAACUUCAUGUCAUUUUACCAAUUAUUUUUCACUUCAACUUUUUAUUUUAUACCGACAGGUUAAUAUCAAAAUUAUUGUCAUUUUUGUUCCGCCUUAAAUCAAGGAUUAUAUAUUAUUAUUACAGUACUGCAUUGCAACCUGCUUUUAAAUUAAGUUUAAACAAAACCAUCAAUAUUUAAUGUAUUAAAUGAAAAGCACUCACUCAACUGACUGUCAAACACUUUGAAAGAAUUUUACAAUAUUAACUCGAUCGGAAAAUUCUUUACAAAUUGAUUACUUUGAUUAAAAAGUUUCUUUAAAGGAAAAGUUUCAAUAAUUUACAGUAAUUUCAUUCUAUCCUUCUAAAUUGAUUAACAGCAAUAAAGAUCUGGUUGAUUAAAGAGUUAUUCAAUUCAAUAAGCAUUAAAAAUUCAAACCAAAUCCUAAAGAAUUCCAGAAAAAUAGUUGUAAAUCCGUAAAAGCAAUCAAAAUCGAUAAAAUCUCAUCUGAUUCCCCAUUUUCAAAGCCUUUUGUCGCGAUUUUUCAUUCCACACAUGCUUAAAAUGUCGCACCCUUGAGUUUUACCUGUUUUUAUUUAUGUUGAAAAUCUCAAAUGCAUAACUUUUCUAGCAUAAAAACGGAAGCAAAAAAAUCUAAUUAUUUUAUAUCUACGAUAACAGAAAAAAAAUGUGAAAAGCAUAAAAUUUAUCGAUUAAAAAUUCUAUUCAGACAUUGAAAACUAAUCACAUGAUAAAAACAAAAAAGAGAAAAAAAGUUAAAACUAUUCUUGAACUGGAAGGAAAAUUGUUUUUUGAUUGAUUUUUCAAUUAACUCGAAGAGAGAAAAAAAAGAAUCGUUACAGUUGUGCUGUACGUUGCUCUCAUCACGAGGAAAAUAUCUCGUUAAACGCAUUAAGCAUAACAAAAAUCGUCUAAUCGUUUUUCUACAGAAGAGGCAAAAUUGAAUGUAAAAAAAAAGUGAAAAUUUUUCCUCAGCUUGUCAUGUAUGUGAGUAAGAGCAUGGAAUGUUUCGGAAACUCUAAGUUCCGGUCAAUGACAAAAACAAGAAAUGGAAGGAAAAAAAGUUUUUCGGGAGGGAGAAAAUUUUACGAGCUUUUUUUUAGACCGCAUUUUAGUUUAUGUGGCAGAAAAAGAAUUUUUCUUGGUUGUUAUGGAGAGGAAAAAUAGAAUUCAUUAACAGCAAUCUCGUUUCUCUUAUUCGAUGAGCCUGAGAUAUGAAGUAGAUAAAUAUAUGUAUACAUACGGAAGAGAGAAAAAAAAUCGUGCUGAUGAUUUAUCGCAAAAAUUUUAUACGAAAAACUGCAAAAGCGAAUUUUAUUUUUACGAUGGGCAUUUUCUUGUCGAUUGCUGGAUAUUUCCAGAUAUCUCUUUAAUGUAAACGCACAUUCAAUGCCUCAACCUACUAAAUGGCAUUUUUUUCUGUAAGAUUUACUCGCCUGUGGAUAAUUUAAUUAAUCACUCGUGUUUUAUCCAUAAGUUAAAUUAAUCAUUUAUAUUUUUUAUUACAUUGUGAUGAAAAAAAUGAUUGCACGUUUCCGUCCUCAGUGCGAUAGCAAUUUAUUUUCCUUUAUAUUAUUUCCACCACCCUCAACCAAAUAAUCCUCUUUCUAGUUAUUGUGUUAGCCAAACAAAACUCUAAGUCUCCAACUACUAUUUCCACUAAGACCCUUAUUAUGGCAGAAAAUGAGAGCACAAGUAUAUACAAACAACAGUUUUGCUUCCAAUCCAUAAUUCACAAUCACAAUCAAACACAUAAAAAAUGAAAAUCCACGCUCGGUUUCAUGUGGAUUCCAAAAUAAAACAGAAAAUAAAAAUAUAAAAUAUAGGAAGAAAAAUCUCUUUUUGAAAAGAGAGUUAUAAGGAUGUUCAUAAAUUUGUGAGAUAUAUUGAAUAACAAGUAAUAAAGUAUCCCAAGUGGAUGAAAAUGGCGCAUUUUUGCUGUAUUGAUGGUCAAUAAUCUGACUGAACGUUAAGUUGUUUUAAGAACUUGAAACAAUAUAAAUGUUUUAACUGUUGAAUGGUUCAAACAGUUUCAAGAUAUUUGAAAACCUUCUAAAACUUGAAAAAAACCUUUCGACAGCUUCAAAAUCGUCUAAACAUUUGUAAGGUUUCAAUAAACUUCAAAAAAUCUGUUAAAAUCAAACAAGAACUUUGUAAAAAUUAGUCAAAAUUUAUACGAUUUUAUAAACUAGAAGUAAACUUUAAGGCUAAAGCCAAACUUAAUCCAAAGCAUAAAUAAAAUUCGAUACACCAAAAAAACUCAUCUAUUCAUUCAUUCAGAAAAUAAUACACGCUUAUAACUUAGCAAAAAUGCGCUAAUAAGAGAAUCACGAAAGCAGUAAGAAGAAGAAGCGAUAAUUAAAUUAGUUGAUAAGAGUAAGAUGAAGCAAAAAAGAGUAUGAUUGAAUGCUGACAAGAAAAUGAGAUAUGCAAUGUCGAUCGAUAUUAAGGAAAAAAAAAUGAAAUGUAAAUAAUCUAAAUUGGUGCUUAGGUUUAACUAAACAAAAUGAAAGAAAACUUAAGAGAAUACACACAGAAUAAGACGAGAAAAAAGCAGUAGCAGCAAAAUGACAUGGAAAUCUUUUAAGACCGUUGUUAUUCUAUUGACUUUUAUUUAUUCAUUUUAUUCUUUAUGUGUUUUUAUUUUUCUCGUCUUGUUCAUAAAAAUUGUAUAAUAAAUAUCAACCCGAGCGACACUCCGUGAGACAUCAGUGACAUUUAAUAAGACAGAAUUUUAAUUAAAAUAUUUCACUUUUAAAACUUAAUUUUGUUGCACCACAGUUGUGUGACAGUUGCAAGACAUAAAUGAAUCUCACAUUGUGGAAGCAACAAAUGUACACUGAGUAAAAAUGUGGUGCAACUGUUGUAUGACAAGUUAUAAUAUCUAAUUAAAUUGUUGUGUGACAGUUGCGCAACAGUUGUUCAUAAAAAUUAUCAAUUAAAUCAAGAAAUUUUAUUUAAUUUGUAUAUAUUAAAGCUUUAUGAGUAGCAAUAAUAUUAAAGACUCAUUUUAUGAGAUAAAUAGUUGAAACUUAAAAUGAAUGAGAAGCAACUGUCAUGAAAAAGCGGAAACGUCGCUCGGGAAGCACAGAAAAUUAACAUGAGAUAUUGAAUUUUGUAAGUGUGAAAUUCUCUAUUGUCUCAUCAUUUUAAGGAUGAGGAAGUGAAUGUUGAUUGAAAUAAUACUAAAAAGAAUACAUAGAUUGUUAGAAAGGAGAUGAAAUUUUACUAAUCCAAAAGCAUGUAGAAAAUAAUAAUGAACAAUAUUUGGGUUUCAAAUUAACGGAUAUUAAUAUGCCUCCAUUGUUUGGAUCUUAUUUAUUUAUUUGUAUUUUUAUAUUUUAUCUUUGUGGUAGUUAUUUUCUUUAAUUAACUCUUGAAUUUUUUUUCUUUUUUUCCCGCCAAAAUAAUCCUUCCUGAAUAUGUUCUCCUCAUUAAACAAAUAAUUCACAACAUGCUUAAAACUUUUUUAAUACCCAUUAUGAACUGCUUUUUACCGAUUUGUAUACAUAAAUACUUAAAUAAGGUCCAUCAAAUCCUUCACCACCAUCAAAUCCAAAUGAUAAUAUUUGGAAUAUAAAAAUUACCACUACUGAGCGUACCACAACUACUGAGCGAAUGACUACCCGUCCGACCACUACAACAACAAGGUGGACUACCCGUCCUACAACAACUACUACACGACGUUCAUGGACAACAAAAUCACCCUUUUAUAACCCAAGCAAUCCAUCGUAUGGAGGAGGUGGAAGUUAUUUUGGCAAUCGUUAUGGUGAUGAUGAUAUUUUUGGUGGUUCAUCACGAACGUCAACUACAAAACGUCCAUCAAGUUCUGGAUCUGGUUUCUUUUCCGGUCUAUCAAGUUUCCUGUCUGGUGACGUUGGCAAAUUGCUUUCAGAUGCAUUAAAAGGUGGAUCAGGCACUGGUGGUGGAUUUUUCGAUACACGCCCAUUAAUUGAAAAUAAAAAUCGAGGUGGUCUAUUUAGCGAGAAUCCAAGUUCUGGAACUGGAUCUGGAUCGUCAAAUAACUUUAAUGGCUUUCCAGUAACACGUUAUGGAAGUGCAAAUUCUGCUCCAUCUUAUUCACAGCCUACGACAUUAUCACCAACAGCAUCACACGGUAAUUUUGGAUGGAAAUUAUCAUAAAGAAUCCACGCACAUAAUAAGCAUUAAAAAUGAGGGAGCAAAUGUAAUAUGUGUAGAGUAAUGCUCACUUUGUGUAUGAUUUAAUCUCUGAUUGUAUUUUUUUAAUGCUUUUAUACCUUCAAAGAAAUUCUCGUAUAUUAUCUAAGCUGACUGUCUCUAAUCCCCCCAGAACACCCAUUACCCCUUCCAAAAUUUUACUUUAUAUAAUUUUUUUUUUAAAUAUUUUCAUGCGACUUUUUUUUUCCUUAUUUUGUUAAUGUUCAUCAUCUUGUAAGUCUUAAGUAUCUACGAACAAAUUUCAUGCUUAAUCUAGACAAAGUUCUUAAUUAGGACUUUUUUUUUAUUUCCGUUUUGUGAAAAAGUCGAUAUCAAAAAUAAACGAGGAAGCAAAUGAAGAACAAAAAGAAGUGAAAAUAUAAUGUAACAUAUAUACAAAAAUUAUACAUACAUAAAUAUAAUAAUAAUAAUAAUAAUAAUACGAGUUUAAAACAAUGAAAAUGUCUUCAUUUUUUGAAUAAAUUAAAAAACUUUUUUUUUCUCUCCUUUUUUUUACUGUAAAAAACAAGAAAACCAACAUGAAACAGGCUUCUUUCUGUGUACGUUAUUCUGUAACAUUUAAUUAUGUAAAAGUUUUACUGUGGCAUAUUGAAACAAUAAUCAGAUCAUGUUUAUCAAAUGAA
This is a messenger RNA of Chironomus riparius, 7116 nucleotides long. Lineage: Eukaryota; Metazoa; Arthropoda; Insecta; Diptera; Chironomidae. The record is from the annotation of a GenBank genome assembly.